AAAAAAAAAAAAAAAGGAAGUCCAGUUCCCGACUUCCCGCGCUACAUCACACUAGAAUCACUAGCCUUUGACCGCCUUGCUUAAUAGUUAAUACGGUAUUAGAAGUUGCCACGUCACCACCCAAGCCGAGUUUUACAAAACGCACCGUCGUUUAUAGUCUUCUUCAACCUCUCCUCCAUAUCCCUAGGGUAUUAUAAGUCUCGUUUAUGGCAUGCCCUCUUUCCUUAAACCUUUACCGUCAUCCCAAGUAAGAGAAAAAUGGCUUUCUGGGGAACUGAAGUAAAACCCGGAAAGCCUUUCACUCAUAAUGUUGAUGAUACGAGAAGUCGGCUCCAUGUUUCGAUGGCGUCGCUUGGGAUGGGGAAAGCGACAACGAAAAGUGUUCUUCAGUGUAAUGUAGGAAACAAGAGCCCUGUUUUUCUGUGCUCUUUGUAUCCUGAGAAGACUGAGUCAUUGCAACUGAAUUUGGAAUUUGAAGAGGUUGACGAAGUUAUCUUCUCUGUUAUUGGCCCUCGGAGCAUUCAUCUCUCUGGCUACUACUUAGGUAGUAGUGGUCGAACUCGUGGUAUAAGUGAAGAAUCGGAAUCAUACGGUGAAGAUAUAGCUGACACAGACACCCAGGGAUCAGAUAAUAGUGAAGAAGAAGAAGAAUUUGAAGAUAGCUUCAUUAAUGAUGAGGACCCAGAAGUUUACCCACCCUCUCCCGUUUCUAAUGAUGGAGAUGGAGAUGAUGGUCUGGAUGAUAACAAACCUCUGAAUGGAAAGAGAAAUUCUAGACGACGACUUAGGAAGAAAUACCAACUAGUUGAGUCUGAUGAUGAGGAACAAUUUCCAAAGGUGAUUAAGUCGAAUGGUGGAACUACAGUUCCGGUAUUGGGCAGUGAAGAUGAUGAAGAUAACUUCCCAAUCUUCUCUUGUAUUAAGAAUCGAGCUGCUAAAAAAAUUAAAAUGGACGGUGAAGAAAAUGCGGACAGGGGAACUGAUGAAAACUCCAACAAGAUGAUAGAAGAUGAUGAAAAUUAUUAUACUGAAUCAAAAGGAAACACUGAGGGUAUUGUUCUAGGUGAUCAGCCAAUAAGGCAAUCUGAUCUUCCAGUUGAUCCAUUGCCUUCUGAAGUGGACUGCAGAAGUAAGGUUACAUUAAAGCGGAAGGAGCGGUCAGCUGAUGUGUCUAUUGAUAGUGACAAGACACACUGUGAUAAUGUCCUAAAUGAAGUCAAAAUGCAGCCAUGUGAGGCAAGUACUGAAGAUGGACAAAUGCAGAUGAUGGCCCAUGUUAAUCAAACUGAAUCGCCAAAUGUCUUGACACUUCCUUCCACUGAGGUAGGACACGAAAAUGAUCAGAAACAGAAGAAAAAGAAGAAAAGGAAAGCGCAGAAGAAUGAGAAUAAAUUUUCUGAUGUUGAUAGCAACUUAAUGAAUGAUGUGAAAGAGAAUAAUGACAUUCAAGAUAAUUCAAGAGUUGCCAGCGUUGAAGAUCUUACAAAAAGUGAGGAAAUUUGGGAACCAGCCAAUGAUCAAUUUGCUGACGAAGACCAAUCUGAAGGUAAGAAAGUUAAGAAGAAGAAGAAGAAGAAAAAGAGUAAAGUAAAAGAGAAUGGGGAGGUGGUCAACACAGAAGAAAAUAACACUUUUCUGAAGAAUAAAGAAGCUAAACCAAUACAGGUUCGAUCCCUUCAGAAUGGAUUGAUUAUUGAAGAGCUAGAAUUGGGUGAACCAGAUGGGAAAGUUGCUGUUUCUGGGAAAAGGAUAAGCGUACAUUAUGUUGGAAAGCUGAAGAAUGGAGAAGUUGUUGACUCAAAUGUCGACAGUGAUCCUUACAAAUUUCGCCUAGGUGUAGGAAAAGUCAUAGAGGGUUGGGAUAUUGGUCUUGAAGGUAUGCAUGUUGGAGAAAAGAGAAGACUUACUGUACCCCCACCAAUGGGUUAUGGGAGCGAAGGAGAUGGUAAAAAUAUACCACCAAACUCAUGGCUGGUUUACGAAGUUACAUUGGUCAAAGUUCAUUGAUUAAAUCACCUAUUAAUGGCUUCAAGAACAGACUAUUAAAGUGAGUGAUUGGAUGAUAAUUUUUUUGCAAUGCCUGAUGGACAAUCCCCAAAUUUUGUUAUAGAUAUAUGGCUUUUUUUUUUUUGUAAAUUUGUUUCACAUGUAUUUCACUUUGUUUUUUCCAUUCAAAAAAAAAAAAGUUCAAAUAUGUGUAUUAUGGAAAAAAAAAAUUGUAAGUGGUACUUUGUAGUGAUGACAAUUGACAACAAACAUAUAUAAACGAUAACAGAAAAGAAAACUAAGGUGCAAAAUGAAAAGACGACUGGAGCUCAGAUGAUGAUAUAAGGCCGCAGUAAUAUCCAUUAUUGACAGUUUUUUUUUUAAUGCA
This is a messenger RNA of Cannabis sativa, 2374 nucleotides long. Its product is annotated as peptidyl-prolyl cis-trans isomerase FKBP43. The transcript is spliced from 12 exons. Lineage: Eukaryota; Viridiplantae; Streptophyta; Magnoliopsida; Rosales; Cannabaceae. Gene Ontology annotation, molecular function: peptidyl-prolyl cis-trans isomerase activity. The coding region runs from base 259 to 2007 and encodes 582 amino acids. The record is from RefSeq and is a predicted model, not a curated record.